AUGUGGCCAGCCAAAGUAGCCAAUAAAUAUCUGUGGACACAAUUCAGGUUGACAGAUAUGGCGCGAACACACGAUAAAAGAUCUCAUAACUUUCUCACCAACCUUAUUAGUUCUUUUUCUCUUUUUUUCUUUUUCUUUCUUUAUUUUUCUGAUUUCCUUUCUGCGUUUCCUUUACUAAUUUUUCUUUCUUUCUUUUUUUCUUCAUUUUUCUUUUUAUCUUUUCUUUUUUCUCUCAUUCUUUCUUUCUUUUCAUUCUUUUCCCUUUUCCUCUACUUCUUUCUUUCUUCUUUCUUUUUCUCUUGCUUUUUUCUUUCCCUUAAUAUUUCUUUUUACUUUUCUUCUUUUUUAUUUUCUUUGUCUUUUCUUUUUCAUUCAUUCUUUCUUAUUUUUUUUUAUUUCCUUUUUUAUUCUUUCUUUCUUGCUUACUUUCUUUUCUUCACUCUAUUUUUUCUAUUAAUUUCUUUCUCUUUUCUUUCAUUUAUCUCUUUUUCUUUCCUCUUUUUCUGCUCGUCUUUUCUUACUUUCUUUUCUCUUUCUUUUUAUCUUUUCUCCUUUUCUUUCUUUCUUUUUUCUCCCCUUUUCGUUUUCUCCCUUUUCCUCCUUUCUCCCAUUUCCUUGUUUAAUUUCUUCCAUUUCUUUCUUUUUAUUCUUUGGUGGCAAUUUACCACCCACCAUCAUCUAUUUUUCACUUCUUCAUUCGUUUUUAAUUUUCUCGCUGUCUCUUUUCCCACACUCUUUAUUUUCUACCUGAAACCUUCUCUCUCUCUCUCUCUCUUUCUCUCUCUCUCUCUCUUCACACUUUCUUCUCUUCACCACCUUCAGUUCGUCCCUCCAUUACACCCACCGCCCUCACUUCCCACACCCUGCCAAUCUGUUGCUAAAUUCAUGAGAACUGGUCUUAUCUAUCUCAUUCGUGAUCUAUGUCCGUAUCUAUCUAUCUGA
Acanthosepion pharaonis is the source of this 942-nucleotide messenger RNA. Lineage: Eukaryota; Metazoa; Mollusca; Cephalopoda; Sepiida; Sepiidae. The record is from the annotation of a GenBank genome assembly.